AUGACUUCACAUCGAAACGAAAGUAAAGAGAUAGAGGAAGAAAAAGCAGGCGAGAGUGGUGGUUCAUCUUCCGGCACAAUUAGUGAAGGUGAUGACCUUGGAGAGAUAGUUGUACCGUCAACACCGAAGUCAAAAAUGAAGAAGAAAUUGGAUGAAAAGGUUUCUAAAGAUGAUGAAAACGUCAUGCAAACGCCACUCAGUAAACUUAAUCGAAUUCCGACACGUAAAAACGAAAAGCUAGCGGUAUUGUUAGAACAAAGUUUGAAGACCCAAUCGCAACAGCAGUCGCGAAAAAGAAAAAGUCUUCCAAUGACACGUGGAAGAGUACCACCCAGAAAAUCACGCAAUUCGCUACCAUCAUCACCAUCCGCCUCCAGUGUUGUUAAUGUUCCACGAACACGUUCCGCACGUGUUAAUUUAAACGAACGUUUUGCUAUGAUGGAUCGAUUAAAUGAGGAAACUAAUGCUUCUGCUGCUACUACAUCACCUGCAGCUGUGAGCAAAGAUAUAUCACUAGACAAAAGUAUCAUUGAGCGAUAUCGCAAACGCAUCGAAGCUGUCCGUCAUUCAGCACGUAAAAGUGAUAAAAAUGAAGUAUUUUAUGGUCGCUCCACAUCACGUCGUAACUUGUUUGAUGAUAGUAUUGAUGAGGAAGAUAGUGAAGGAGUGGCGACGCGUUCCACAACUUGUAUUCAGAAGAAUCGAAGCGGACGAUCAGUACAAACUAGCCAAAAAGUGUACAUGGCACAUGCAUUGCUUAAUGUUUACAACACAGACCCUCUGAAUCCACCGAAACUGCCAAAAGAUGCUCCAUUCAAAUUACAUCGUCUCAUUCGUCCGGCAUCGAAAUCAGAUAAAAAGAGGCUGUUCAAGCUUAGGCUUCGAAUAGCUCGCGAAAAAUCAAGCUCAUCAUCUUCACUGAUUAGAAGUGGCACAUCGUGUGGGGUUCUUGAAGCUGCAAGUUCUUCAAAGGAAACGAAAACAAAAUCCGAAACAGUGGAAGAAAAUUCAUCGAGUGGGAGUGAAAAAUUUGGAGCCGUUAACAAGAAAGAAAUAUUAGAAAGUGGUAAUCCCGAAGAAACAAUGGAUGUUUCCAGGGGUUCGUGUGUAAGAAAAUUAUCUAGAAGAUUAAGUGGGACACCAAAAUAUGCCGAAACUGAUUCGAGAUCUUCCAGCCAGUCGUCGAGGAAACAUUCCAGUAAAAAAGGAAGCAAGUCAUCAUGUUCUUUCAAUGGUGUGUCAUCGAAUAAAUCGAAAAUUUCGGAUAGCAACGGAUCUGUAAGCGAGAAGUCGUCAAAAAUUUCCACUGAAGCUAUGGAUGAUGUCUCUCAAACGGUAGUGAAUUCAUGUAUUAGUUCCGAUUCUGUUUCCGAGAAAUCUGAGUCAGCAGAUAUUAUAGGGGAUCAGAUGAGGAAGGCAAGUUACAAAGUUACGAUGGAUAAAAUAGAAAAUGAAGAUGAAACAGUAGAAAUUUUGAGUGGCAUUCCAUGUAAGAUGAAAGGAAAACAAGAUGAAAUGAAUGUAUCUUAAAGUUUAUUUUUCAUUUACGUUUCAGUUUGCGUAUACGGCAUUGAUAGAGACUCUUUUAUGUUUAAGACCAGAUAAUAUGCU
Loa loa (African eye worm) is the source of this 1611-nucleotide messenger RNA. RefSeq lists its product as hypothetical. Bases 1 to 1530 code for a protein of 509 amino acids. The record is from RefSeq and is a predicted model, not a curated record. NCBI's taxonomy places the organism in Eukaryota, Metazoa, Nematoda, Chromadorea, Rhabditida, Onchocercidae. The transcript is spliced from 6 exons.